CGUGUUGUGUUUUGGUGUGAGAGCCGGGUGUCAGUCUUAGCAGCUUCUUCUCCGCGUUUUUCAGCGUUUCUUCACUAUAAUAAUAAAUUAAACCUCAGGGCCGGCAUGUCCGCGGAGAGCUUGGCGGCGUUCCCGGGCCGGGUGUGGGAGAGGGUGCUGGGUAAGGUGAAGAGGGCGGUGGUGUUUAUGGACGACCCGUGCUCAGAGAGUCUGCACUGGAGCGCGGGCGGCGCCGCGGCGCUGCUGGAGGCGGGAGCCCGCAACGUCAAGCGCUUCUCCAGCUUCGAGUCCGGCGCGGAGGACGAGCCCAAGGCGGUGUUCGUGGUGAGCACGCUGCUGAAGGGCAGGACGGCGGACGUUAUUAAAGACAUUGUGUCGCUCAGCCGCUUCCAGUACUGCGUGGUGUUCACCGCCGUGCCGCACUACCUUCACCUGAGCUCGGGAUCCGGGAGCACCGGGGGCUCGGGCUCUGGCGGGGGCGCUGAGUCCGAGGGCUGCCCGCUGUUCGAGCGUUUCGAGGAAAAGCUCUGCGAGUGGAUGGGUGAUAUGAACUACACGGCUGAAGUGACCCACGCCCCGCUCGUGUUCGCCCGCCUCUCCCCUCAGCUCGUGCUGGCCCCGGCUUUCGCGGACCUCUUCCCGCUGCUGGAGCGCGACCUCGAGGCGGUGAACGAGAAGAGGCCGGAGAAGAGGCGCUUCCUCAGCGUGGCGGACGUGGACGCGGCCGCGCUUCCCGCUCCGCUGCAGGUCCAGAUGAAGGCGUUCGCCUCGGCGCUCGACGCGCUGCUGGAGUUCAGCAACACGCGCGAGGAGAGCUUCGCCGUGGGGCCAAUGAGCCGCCUGCUCGCCGCCGAGCUGGCCGGACACCCGCAGGCCAAGAACAGGAGAAAGACCGCUCAAAAUAAAGCCUCUGUGGUCUUCAUCGACAGAACUCUGGAUCUGACAGGGGCUGUGGGUCACCAUGGGGACAACCUUGUGGAGAAGAUCCUGUCCGUUUUACCUCCCUUGCCAGGUCAUGUGACUGACGUUCAGGUGGACAUGUGGGAGCUCACACACCUGCGACACAAGUCAGACGUGCAGGGUGUCGUAGCACCUGGCUGCCUGGCACAGAAUCAGUCGGCGACAGCCCGGUUGCUAUGGGAGAUGAUGCUAGUUGCUAAGCAGAAGGAGGCGGUGAUGGAGGUGAGGAGGCAGCUGGUGGAGGCGGCCAGUAAAGAGAACCUGCCAAUCAAAAUGAGCAUGGGGCGUGUAACAGCGGAGCAGCUCUCCUCAUAUGUGCAGCUGUUUAGGGGCAGUUGGGAAGCGGUGGAGAAUCACUGUGGGGUGCUGCAGCUGGGACUGGCGACCGCUCACACACUCCGCCACCCGGCCCUCGCUCGCUGGGACGCCUGCCUGGGCUUCGAGAGACUCCUGCUGCAGGCACUGGGAAACUCUGGACUGCCAGAUGUUCUGAGGCAACUCCUUCCUCUCAUUAAGUCCAGCAGUUCUGGCACUGUUGUGGAUUCUGGUUCUGGUGAUUUAAGUGUGGACGAGCUGCUGGUGCUGCUGGUGUACGUGUACUCUCUGGCCCAGGAGACCAAGAGUGGCUUCCAGGAUGAGGAGCAGGUGGAGAAGGUGGAGGGAGAGCUUAUUGGAGCUCUGACUCUCUUACUGAACCGGCAGACCACACUGAGCCCUCUGCUGCAGGAUAUUACAGGAGUGUCGAGCCCGGAGGAGCUGACUACAGAGCGUGCACACACAGCACUGGAGCGUGUGUUUGAGACGCUGAGGGGUUUAGGUCGCGCUCGAGAUCAUUUGAAACAGCUCCGCUCAGUUUACAGCUCAGGAGAUGGUGUGCACCAGGCCACGUAUCGUCCGUUCCUGAAGCAGGUUCUGGAAGAGAUUUUCAACCCCAACCGACCUGAGUGUCCCGACAUAGAACACACUUCAGGAGGACUGACUGAUCUGCUGAAGACUGGCUUCAGCAUGUUCAUGAAGGUCAACCGGCCCCACCCGAGUGACCACCCUCUGUUAAUUCUCGUCCUGGUGGGCGGAGUCACCCCUUCAGAGCUCCGCCUAAUUCGUGAUGUUGUCUCCUCCCAUAAAGUUGGGACACAGGUUUUGGUGGUGUCUACCAGGCUGCUGAGGCCGAAUGAUGUUCCACACCUUCUGUUCAACACCAACAGACUCUCACCUGACGUAGGCGUGUGAGACAAGAAUGAGGACCACAUACACACACUCUGAUAUACAAACAUCAGUAAUCUGCACACAUUCCUCAAGAAAUAUACACACAAAACAUACUUUCUGUUAGAGAUAUUUUGUCUAUAAGGAAAACUCUGAUAAAAAAUGUAAUUUACAAGAUUUGACAUGGAUGAUAUCUGAAGUUUGAUUUAGAUUUUUAGUUUUGCACACUAGAUGCUAAGCUAAAUUUGCUAACAAACUGCACUUAGCCUUUUGCCAAUCUGAUAUGCAUGCCUUGAAACCUCUCUCAAAAUAAAUACUAUCUAAUUGAUGUGGUUUAAAACAUGGUAUGGCUUACUUGAGUCUAUAAACACAAGCAUGUACCUCUCUGCAGAGCUGUAUGGUUGAGUGGCCAUUUUCAAUAACUGCUUAGUUACAUGCCAUUUUACAACUCUGUUUAUUUCAUCUGUUUACAUAGCUUUUUAAUUGGAUGCUUAAAAUAAAAAAGUAUGAAGGGUCAUGUAUUUACAUUGAUAAGUUUGGUAAAAGUCUAACUGUAACGUGUAUUAGCAACAACUUUUGUAAACUAAAGACUUAAACUUCAGAUACCAAAAAUGUUUUGGCUGAUUGACUCCAUCUAAAGUCAGUGAUACAUCCUGAUAUUACAUUUUUGAUGAACUAUUUCUUUAACAGGAACAAGGAUAAUAAAUAAUAGAUAAUAAAUCCCACCUUUUACAUUAUACUGUUCAUUAACACAGCUUUAUAUCGAACUAAAUAAAUUGUAAUCCAAAGACAAAACAACACACUUGACAGCUCUGAAAAUCAUUAAGAGACCCCUCCAGUUUCUGAAUCAGUUUCUCUGAUUUUGCUAUUUAUGGGUUUAUGUUUAAGUAAAUAAAAACAUUGUUGUUUUAUUUUAUAAACUACAGACAACAUUUCUCCCAAAUUCCAAAUAAAAAUAUUCUCAUUUAGAGCAUUUAUUUGCAGAAAAUGAGAAAUAACUGAAAUAACAAAAAAUGCAGAGCUCAAACAAUGCUAAGAAAACAAGUUCAUAUUUAUAAAGUCUGAAGAGUUCAGAAAUCAAUAUUUGGUGGAAUAACCCUGGUUUUUAAUCACAGUUUUUUAUGCAUCUUGGUAUGUUCUCCUCCACCAGUCUUACACACUGCUUUUGGAUAACUUUUUUCCACUCCUGGUGUAAAAGCUCAAGCAGUUCUUCCAUUUUCCUCUUGAUUAUAUUCCAGAGGAUUUCAAUUUGGUAAAAUCAAGGAAACUCAUCAUUUUUAAGUGAUCUGUUAUUUUUUUUCCUGAUCUGUGUAUUAAACUUUAAUGUCUCAUUGAAAUAUGACCGAGUAACAGCAGAAUCUCUGUGCAUUAUUGUUGAUUUAUUCUCUUUGGUAGUAGACUAUGUUUGUGACCAGGGAAGUGUGAGAUAAAAUCUGUGUUACUACUACAUUGUUUGUUUAAAUCCUUGCUAAGCAUUUAAGGGUGUCUUAUGCAAACAACUGAACACAGUCUCAAGCCCCAAGUGCCAACAGUAGUGUGAAAUGUUAAAAAAAGUGUUAGAAAAAUGUUAAAAUGCUGUAGAUAAAAAACCUCAGUCUCAGUUUCACAGCUUUGCAUCAAAAACAUGUGACUUAACAGGUUAAAAUAAAUUGGGAGAUGAAUGAGCUGA
Astyanax mexicanus (Mexican tetra) is the source of this 3832-nucleotide messenger RNA. RefSeq names its product sec1 family domain containing 2 (gene scfd2). NCBI's taxonomy places the organism in Eukaryota, Metazoa, Chordata, Actinopteri, Characiformes, Acestrorhamphidae. Gene Ontology annotation, biological process: intracellular protein transport; vesicle-mediated transport. The coding region runs from base 106 to 2190 and encodes 694 amino acids. The transcript is spliced from 9 exons. The record is from RefSeq and is a predicted model, not a curated record.